AUGGACGACGAGCUGGCGGCCAACUUUAUGGCCGUGACAGGGGCCGACGAGAACAUUGCUCGCCAGCUGCUGGACAUGGCCAACGGCGAUCUACCCCAGGCCGUGCUGCUCUACUACGAGACGGACGAAGAAGAGGACGAGGCGAUGGCGAAACGGCUGCAGGAAGAGAUGUACGCGGAGACGGCGACGACGUCAGACGGGAUCCGGGCGCCGAUUGCGCGGACGACGGAAGUGCUGGUGGAGCCGUCGUACGGCGGGAUCGGUGGCGGUGUCGGUGAUGGCUUUGGCGGCGGAGCCGAUGCGAUUUACGAGCAGCUUCGACGACGACAGCAGCGACAGCCAGCACCGGCCAAUCCGUUCAGCCAGGCGCGACUGGCCGACCUCUUCCGGCCGCCAUACGAUCUGAUGGAGCGGUGCUCGUGGGAGGAGGCACGGGCGAUGGGCAAGGCCGAGAAGCGGUGGAUCCUGGCGAACCUGCAGGACAUGUCGGACUUUCUCUGCCAGGCACUGAACCGCGACAUCUGGAAAGACCGGGCGAUCCGCGAGCUUGUGCGCGAGAAUUUUGUCUUUCUGCAGUUUAGCCGGGAAGACCCAGAGGCGCAGUCGUACGUGCAGUACUAUCUGCCGGGUGGCCAGGACGAAAACCCGGACAACUACCCGCACGUAGCGAUCGUGGACCCACGCACGGGCGAGCAGGUCAAGGUCUGGUCCGAGCGGCCGUUUCCAAGUGCAGCCUCGUUCCACGCCCAGCUGGCCGAGUUUCUCGACCGUUACAGCCUUGACUCGACGCGCAAGAACCCGGUGCAGACGGGCAAGGCGCGGCAGCCGGCGCGGGACGUUGAACGCAUGACUGAGGAGGAGAUGCUGGAGAUGGCGCUGCAGAACAGCCUGGAGACGAGCGGAAGUGGGAGUGCAGGUGGAGGUGGGGGUGGAGUUGGAGUUGGCAGUGGGACGGAAUCACGGCCGAGCCUACAAGACCCAGACGAGCUGACCAAGGGAGAGACGGAGACAGAAGAGACGGAAGAGACGGAAGAGGUUUCGGAAUCCUCGGCUGCUUUUGCACGAAUCGCGUCCGACCGUCCACACGAGGAGCCGGCCAACGGUCCGUCGACGACACGGAUCCAGUUCCGCCACCCAACCGGACGGGUGAUCCGGCGAUUCGCCGCCGACGAUCGCGUGCUACGCAUCUACGAAUGGCUCAAGGCCGAGCCGCUCGAGGGCAAAGACGGGCUCGAGUUUGAGCUCAAGGUGGUGCCGCAAGGCCACGACUUGCUGGAGGACCUGGACAAGACAAUUGAGGAGGCCGGCCUGAAGCAGGCGACGGUGAUGAUUGAGUUUAUCGAGUAG
Molecule: messenger RNA, 1347 nt
Organism: Grosmannia clavigera kw1407
Lineage: Eukaryota; Fungi; Ascomycota; Sordariomycetes; Ophiostomatales; Ophiostomataceae
Product: ubx domain containing protein
Exons: 3
Coding region: 1-1347 (448 amino acids)
Biological process (GO): proteasome-mediated ubiquitin-dependent protein catabolic process
Cellular component (GO): nucleus
Molecular function (GO): ubiquitin binding
Source: RefSeq, a predicted model, not a curated record